Molecule: messenger RNA, 494 nt
Organism: Eimeria tenella
Lineage: Eukaryota; Apicomplexa; Conoidasida; Eucoccidiorida; Eimeriidae
Exons: 1
Source: RefSeq, a predicted model, not a curated record
AUGCCGGAGCUGACAGUGCACACGGGCGGGAACGCCUCCUUUGAAGACGCUUUCUAUUCUGUGGGGUGGCCUGCUGCCUUUCCGCUGCCUGCGUCUCCUGCUGCUGCUGGCAGCAGCAGCAGCAGCAGCAGCAGGGAGGGGCGGGCGCAGCAGGCCUUUGCUGCAGCGCUCACGGCCACGGAGCGGCUGAGUGCAGCGUGCUGCACCAUCCGGCCAGGCGAGGGGGCUCCCUGGGGGACCCCCUCGGGGGCCCCCGCAGGGGCCCCCACAGGGGCGCCCCAAGUAGAAUACAUGGAGGGCUAUUCUUUCUUUGACCCCGCGAGGGCCUGGCUAGCUCUUACUUGUGGGGCCCUUUCGGGGCCCCGCAGCAUAAGUCCGGGGCCCUCGGGGGGCCCCUACUUGUGCAGCUCGCUGCCGCCUUCCUCACACUUCGCCCAGCAGCACCAGCAGCAGCAGCAGCAGCAGCAGCAGCAGCAGCCGUACAGCGCGGCGGA